AUGACAAAGCCCAAUACCAGCAGCCUGUCGAACUUCUUCUGCAUAGCUUGUGCAGCUGUUGUCAUCCUAGGCAGAACCUGCAGUUGCUUGCAGUUCACUUACCCCAACUUCAACGCAAGCAACAGGGACGAUUUCAGCUUCAGCCCUGACUCAGCAAUCUCCAACAACUCCCUGCAGAUCACGCCGAACGCCGGCAACAUGAGCCACCGGUCAGGAAGAGUGGUCUACACAAGGGAAACCCUCAAGCUGUGGAACAGCAAGCGCACGGAGCUCACGUCGUUCAGGACAGAGUUCGUGCUCAACAUCCUCCCACAGAAUGGGACUGGAGAAGGUAUGACCUUCAUCCUCACAAAUAAUCCAUCUUUGCCCAGCAACAGCAGCGGCCAGUGGCUGGGUGUGUGCAACAACCAGACAGACGGCGUGAAGACAAACCGAUUAGUAGCCGUGGAAUUUGACACGAGGAAGAGCUACAAGGAUGACCUUGACGGCAACCAUGUCGGACUCGACUUAAAUAGCAUCAAAUCUGUUCAGCAACACCCACUCAGUAAUCAGUCCAUCGCCCUCUCAAGUGGGUCUGAUGUAUUGGUCGGGAUCAAAUACGAUGGUGCAUCACUGCUGUUUCAAGUAACUCUCGUCCAAUACAGCACAAGUGGGCAGCAUGUUGCCCUAUUAAGUCGGUACAUUAACCUGUCACUAGUUCUACUGGACGACAUAUAUCUGGUGUUUGCAGGUUCCACAGGCAACUUCACCCAGCUGAACCAGAUAAAGUCCUGGAACUUCACCACAAUAGACGACGAUGCCACAGUUAGAAGAGGGCAUUACUGGAGAAGAAAGGUGCUUUUGGCUCUCGUUGCAUUGCUUGUGUUCUCUAUAUGUUUGUUUGCUGGGCUGUUCAUGUGGAGAAGGCUGACGUGGCGGAGAAGGCUCGCCUACCGCAACCUGGAGAAGAUGAUCGACGCACAUGGUCCAGUCAAAUUUAAGCUCAGGGAACUCAGGCGUGCGACUGCCAACUUCAGUCCUACCCGCAAGCUGGGCCGAGGAGGCUUUGGCACCGUUUACCUUGGAUACGUCGAUAGGAUGAACUUGGAGGUGGCAGUCAAGCGGGUGUCGACGGACAAGCAGGCUGACACCAACCGGGGAGAGAAGGAGUUCGUGGCGGAGGUGAACACGAUCAGCAAGCUGUCGCACCGGAACCUCGUGAAGCUGAUCGGCUGGUGCCACAAGAAGGGCGAGCUUCUGCUUGUCUACGAGUACUUCCCCAUGGGAAGCCUUGACAAGCUCCUUUACGCCAGGGAAAGGACCGCGUCGUCGUCCAUGUCGGCGUCGACGGACACACCGGAGCUCACAUGGGAGCGGCGGUACAAGAUCAUCUGCGGCGUGGCAUCGGCGCUGGACUACCUGCACCACGGGAGCAGCAAGCGGAUCCUCCACAGGGACGUCAAGGCCAGCAACGUGAUGCUCGACACCGAGUACAACGCGCGGCUGGGGGACUUCGGCCUCGCCCGCGUCAUCCAGCACGACGGUGUCACGCACCACUCCACGCAGGUCGUGGCGGGGACCCGCGGCUACAUGGCGUACGAGAGCUUCUUCACAGGCCGUGCCAGCCUCGACACGGACGUGUACGCAUUCGGGGUCUUCGUCAUGGAGGUGAUCAGCGGGAGGAGCCCCAGCAACGCCGUGCAGCACCCGUACAUCCACGACAGCGACCACCGUGGUGAGGAGGAUUACUCGAGCGGCGGGGGAGCGCGACACCCCUUGCCGAUGCACAUUGUGGAUUGGAUAUGGAGGCUCUACGGCGAGGGAAAGGCCUUGCAUGCCGCCGACCCAUUGCUCGGCGGUGAGUUUGAGCAGGCGCAGGUGGACUGUGCGGUGAGGCUGGCGUUGGCGUGCUGCCAUCCGAACCCAAGGGAGAGGCCGUCCAUGAGGACGGCGGUGCAGGUGUUGAUCGAUGGUGCCCCGACGCCGGAGCCGCCGUUUAAUAAGCCUGCGUUUGUUUGGCCUCCGGGCGGCAAUCAGCGGGAGAUGGAGCUUCCGGAGGUCGGGUUGCUGUUCACGGGAGGGGCUAGGCAGCACAGCAGUUUCUGCUCCUUGAACUCCACUUCCCUCACGGGGAGGUGA
This is a messenger RNA of Triticum turgidum subsp. durum (durum wheat), 2118 nucleotides long. NCBI's taxonomy places the organism in Eukaryota, Viridiplantae, Streptophyta, Magnoliopsida, Poales, Poaceae. The record is from the annotation of a GenBank genome assembly.